This is a messenger RNA of Anopheles maculipalpis, 1399 nucleotides long. Its product is annotated as cysteine sulfinic acid decarboxylase. The coding region runs from base 23 to 1399 and encodes 458 amino acids. Gene Ontology annotation, biological process: carboxylic acid metabolic process. Gene Ontology annotation, cellular component: cytoplasm. NCBI's taxonomy places the organism in Eukaryota, Metazoa, Arthropoda, Insecta, Diptera, Culicidae. Gene Ontology annotation, molecular function: pyridoxal phosphate binding; carboxy-lyase activity. The transcript is spliced from 3 exons. The record is from RefSeq and is a predicted model, not a curated record.
ACAGAAGUUAAUUCACUUCCCGAUGGAUGAGCAAACGCCGAGCAGUGCGUCGACAGUAGAACGAAUCGUACGCCAAGUGUUGCAGUAUUCCGUUCGCACCGGUCACAAUCAUUUCCACAAUCAACUGUUUGCCGGGGUGGAUCCGUACGGAUUGACUGGGAGCUGGAUUACGGAGGCACUUAACACCAGCCAAUACACAUUCGAGGUCGGACCAACGUUUACGCUGAUCGAGGAUGCGGUCAUCGCAAAAUGCUUGCGACUCUUUGAAUUCGGUGAUGGUGAUGGAAUUCUCUGCCCGGGUGGUUCUAUGUCCAACAUGUACGCAAUGGUGGCGGCCCGCUAUCGCACAAUUCCGGAUGUGAAGCGUACGGGUGUAGCGAAUUUGGCGCAUCCGUUGGUUGUCUUUACCUCGGAGGAUGCCCACUACAGCAUCACCAAGGGAGUCCAUUGGCUUGGAAUUGGGCUGAACAAUCUGAUCAAGGUGAAAACCGAUCACCGCGGACGCAUGAUACCGGAAGAGCUUGAACAGGCCAUCAUUUCGGUCCUGGAGUCAGGACGCAAACCAUUCUUCGUUAAUGCAACAGCCGGCACAACGGUUCUAGGUGCGUUUGACGAUUUUAAUCUCAUCGCCGACGUUUGCGAUCGGUACGGCAUAUGGCUACACGUAGACGCUUGCCUUGGCGGUACCGCUAUCCUGUCCCGCCGUCACAAGCAUCUGCUCAGUGGCAUUAGCCGUGCCCGUUCGCUCGCCUGGAACCCGCACAAAACGCUCGGCGCACCACUGCAGUGUUCGAUUUUGCUGAUCAAAGAACGUGGCCUGCUGCAUGAGUGUAAUGCCGCCAAGGCGGACUAUCUCUUCCAGCAGGACAAAUUCUACGACAUCUCGUACGAUACGGGCGAUAAAAGUGUGCAAUGUGGACGUAAGGUCGAUGCGUUCAAGUUUUGGCUCAUGUACAAAGCUCGCGGUUCGGACGGGCUUGAAGCACUCGUCGACAAUGCGUUCGAUUGUGCCGGGACGCUACACGAACGACUGCUCGAAAGGGCCGGCUUCCGGAUGGUGCUGGAAAAGUUUCAGUACACUAACAUCAGCUUCUGGUAUGUGCCUUCGUGGAUGCGUGUAGGCACACCGGAUCAGGAAACGAGCGAAUGGUGGCAGCGCUUGUAUAGCGUUACGGCGGACAUUAAGGAACGGAUGGUAAAGCGUGGCACGGUUCUGGUCGGUUAUGUGCCGCUACUACACAAAGGGAUAGGUAACUUCUUCCGCAUGGUUGUUACGUGUCAUCCGCGACCGACGUAUGCAACGAUGCAGUACGUAAUCGAUGAAAUCGAGCGUGUGGGAGAGGAAUUAAAACCUCGACAAACAACGGAAAACCUUCUCAACAAGACGCUAGAAUCAUAA